Messenger RNA from Castor canadensis (American beaver), 2790 nucleotides. It is a transcript of the gene Nfe2, whose product is annotated as nuclear factor, erythroid 2. The record is from RefSeq and is a predicted model, not a curated record. Gene Ontology annotation, biological process: regulation of transcription by RNA polymerase II. Gene Ontology annotation, molecular function: RNA polymerase II cis-regulatory region sequence-specific DNA binding; DNA-binding transcription factor activity, RNA polymerase II-specific. Gene Ontology annotation, cellular component: nucleus. NCBI's taxonomy places the organism in Eukaryota, Metazoa, Chordata, Mammalia, Rodentia, Castoridae.
AAAUCCUUUACAAAAAAAGGGCUGGUGGAGUGGCUCAAGGUGUAGGCUCUGAGUUCAAGCUCCAGUACUGCAAAAGAAAAAAGAAAAGGAAUAGCUAACUCAGUGAAAUAUGGUGAUUAGAUGCAGGCUGAAAGAUAAAAACAAACAACAACAACAAAAAGAUAUAGACUAAACUGUAAAGUGGGAGCUGCUAGUUGUAAAAGAAAAAGUACUCAUCGAUGCCUAGUCCACUUUCCCAGUUUCUGCACUUUCUAUGGUAUUCUGUUUGAUCCACUUCUGACUAUACCCUCCUUUUUGAUCUAGCCCACUGGCUGCUACGUCAGGGGUCUGCUGAAAGAGAGGCUCCCAAGAACCAAAAGGGCCUAUGCCUGGUUAUAGACCUCCAUCAUCCCUGAACAUCUAGGGAAAGCAUCCUUCUUCUUCUUUCUCCCCCUGUGGCCUGGUGCAAAUGUACUGCUGCACCAGCAAGCAUGCUAGUCCAGAGGUUCUCCUCAACUCCCUGCACCCAGUCUUCUGCCUCCCCCUGCUCUCCUCCCAUCUUCUCAUCUUCCUAUCCCUGGGAGAGGUAGAGACUGAGCUCUAGGUCUUUAUGGGAAAUGGCUGAUAUCUAGGCUCAGAGAUAGGGGCCACCUGGGGCCCAGCCUCAUCAGGGUCAAGAAUUUGAAACUAGAAAAAACCUACAAAACAUCUGCCAGUCUCCUUUCUGGUUUUGUGUUCUUCCCUGCAAAUCCACACAAUUGGGCAAGUUAGUGUUUCUUGAGAUUGGCCUAUUGCAGUAGAAUCUCCAGGGCACUUGUUAAAAUGCUGGUUCCUGGGUACCUGCACUAUCAAUUCAUCAGUUCUAGGCAGCUUUCAGGAAUCUGUUUUUACAUGUACCCCAGGUGAAUGUGGUGCACAAUAAAGUUUGUGACUCUCUGGGCUAGAUGCAGUCUAUUUCCUCUCACAGCAAUGAGGUUCUCUAAUCCUGUUUCCAUUUAAUAGAGGAGACUAUCAAGCAAUUUGUCCAAACUUAUGCACCUUGAAGGCUGGAGAAUAUGAUCUCCUGCCUCUUAGGGUGGAAUUUUUUUACAGCACCUUAGAGUGGGAUGAGUGAAGAACUAUGAGGCAAGAGUCAUGGUCCCUGCCCUCAAACCCCUUCUCCAUUCACUUUGCCUUUAGGCAAUUUCCGCCAGAACCUGGGUGGGGAGGGAGGAGUUCCGGUGUUGAAAUGGCAUCCUGGACAGACAUAAACACCCCACCCACUCUGCCCACUGGCCAUGGCCUGUGCCUACACCAACUCCCAGCUUUGGGGAUGGCAAUAUAGGGGGUGGAGGCAGGAUUCAGGGAGAUCCUCUUUGAAAGGAUACUUUUUCCAGUGCCCACCAAUUUUGUGGUUGCUGGGGCCCUUUGGGCUUUAGGGGAACCUGGACGCAAUCCUGGCCCAGUAGGAUGCCCCCGUGUCCUCCCCAGCAGAGCAGGAACAGGGUGACACAACUGCCCACUGUAGAGUUGGGCGAGAUGGAACUGACUUGGCAAGAGAUCAUGUCUAUCACUGAGCUGCAGGGUCUAAAUGUUCCAAGUGAGCCAUCAUUUGAGCCCCAAGCCCCAACCCCAUACCCUGGACCUUCACCAACUCCAGCUUACUGCCCCUGCUCAGUCCAGCCAGAUGCAGGCUUCCCCCUUCCUCCUCCUCCUUAUGAGCUCCCACUAUCCACAUCCCAUGUCCCAGACCCCUCAUUCUCUUAUGAUAACAUGGCCAUACCAGUGUCUAAGCCACUGACCCUCUCCGGCCUGCUCAGUGAGCCCCUGCCAGACCCCUUAGCCCUCCUGGACAUUGGGCUACCAGUGGGGCCACCCAAGCCCCAAGAAGAUCCAGAAUCCGACUCAGGAUUAUCCCUCAACUACAGUGAUGCUGAAUCUCUUGAGCUGGAGGGGACAGAGGCUAGUCGGCGACGGAGCGAAUAUGUAGAGAUGUACCCAGUGGAGUACCCUUACUCACUUAUGCCCAGUUCCUUGGCCCACCCCAACUAUACCUUGCCACCUGCUGAGACCCCUUUGGCAUUGGAGCCCUCCUCAGGCCCUCCGAGGGCUAAGCCUGCUGCACGGGGGGAGGCAGGAAGUCGGGAUGAGCGUCGUGCUUUGGCCAUGAAGAUCCCCUUCCCUACGGACAAGAUCGUCAACUUGCCGGUAGAUGACUUUAAUGAGUUGUUGGCACGGUACCCACUGACAGAGAGCCAGUUGGCUCUAGUUAGGGACAUCCGACGUCGGGGUAAGAACAAGGUGGCCGCCCAGAACUGUCGCAAGAGAAAGCUGGAAACCAUUGUGCAGUUGGAGCGAGAGCUGGAGCGGCUAGGCAAUGAAAGGGAGCGACUUCUCAGGGCCCGAGGGGAGGCAGACCGUACUCUGGAGGUCAUGCGCCAACAGCUGGCAGAGCUGUACCGUGACAUUUUCCAGCACCUUCGGGAUGAAUCAGGCAACAGCUACUCUCCUGAUGAGUAUGCUCUGCAACAGGCUGCAGAUGGGGCCAUCUUCCUGGUGCCCAGGGGGACAAAGAUGGAGGCCACAGACUGAGCUGGCCCAGGGGGAGGGGACUGAUGAUGGGGAUUUCCCUCAUUCCUUUCUAAUAAAGGUACUCCCCUAACCCCUAAGGCCCUGAGUCUGUAGAGAACAAGGGAAACCCUGAUAUUUGGAAGCUUCAAGAUGUGUUCAAUGAGGCUUGCCUUGAGGGCAGGAGAGGGAUUUAGCUUUCCAGGCAACCUACCUCCACCUCUUGUCUAAGCUUUGGUCUAUAAAGAGCUCAACAGAAAUAGC